Molecule: messenger RNA, 1962 nt
Organism: Camelina sativa (false flax)
Lineage: Eukaryota; Viridiplantae; Streptophyta; Magnoliopsida; Brassicales; Brassicaceae
Source: RefSeq, a predicted model, not a curated record
GAACCUUGUUCCCAUUUAACAAACUAAAGAAAAAAAAACUCAUUUUCUUGACGACUAAUGAUAUCACAAGAGAAGAAAAGAGAGCUUUGAUUUGUCUGCUUUGGAACUCAAUCCGCAAUGGAAAAAGUAGAGUUACCGGUUCACGAGCAUCCUUUGUUCGUCUUUGAUCGGAUUUGUAUGGACACGUGUAAAGGAUGUGGUAUUUACGGUUACUUUUAUGGUGGCUACAUUUGCAAUGAGUUAGGUUGUAAUACUCUCUUCCACAAGGAGUGCGUCGAGUCUGUACCGGAGAUCAACCACCCUUCCCAUCCCGAACAUCCUCUCAAGCUUAGCCUGGAUUGUGGACAAUUUUGUUGUAGUGUGUGUAUACAUAGAUCGGAAGUUGGUUAUUAUUGUUCAAUUUGCGACUUCAAUGUCCAUUUGGUUUGUGCAAGACAUCCAUCUCCAUCCUCAACUUCAUCCACAUUCUUAUCGCUGCCUACUACUGGGCUCAUCCCAGACUCUUUUCAUCACAAACACCCGCUCAAGUUUUUCAGAUACGGAGCACCAGAGUACGCUGAUGAAGAUUGCCUUCUUUGUGGGAAGAAGUUUGACAGAAGAUCUUACAACUGUAAUCAAGUUUACCACUGCGAUGUUUGUAAUGUAACCAUAUGCAACGAGUUUUGCAUGGCAAACCCACCGCCAGUUUCUGUUGUGAGCCCAACGACACAUGAGCAUAAACUCCACCUUGUUCCAAGACUUGUCAAUUGUACUUGCAAUGCUUGUGGGACGGCAGGUGAUCGAAGUCCUUAUUUUUGUCUUCAAUGCAAUUUCAUGAUUCAUCGGGCUUGUAUUGAUUUACCCCGCGUGAUAAAUAUAAAUCGUCACAAUCAUCGCAUCUCUUACACUCGUCAUCUUGGACACGGGAAUUGGACAUGUGGAGUUUGUCGUAAAAGAGUAGAUGGGUUUUAUGGGGCUUAUUCUUGCUCAAAGUGUCCUAGCUAUGCUGUUCAUGCGAGAUGCGCAACGAGUAAUGGUGUGUGGGAAAAAGUAGAACUAGAAGGAACACCAGAAGAAGAGGAACUCGCGCCAUUCGAAGUGGUAGAUGAGAAUCAUAUAAAGCAUUUCAGCCAUGGCCAUAAUUUAACACUCAACAAGGCUGGUAAGAAUAUACACGAAAGCAAACUUUGUGAAGCUUGUGUCUCCCAGAUCAAUGACGAGUCGUUUUAUGAUUGUGAGCGAUGCGACUUUAUUCUACAUGAGACAUGUGCUAGUCUUCCCAGAAAGAUAAGGAAUGUCUCCGACAACACACCGUUCACUCUACAAACAGAUACUUAUAGAAGAAGAUGUUUUGCUUGUUACCAGUAUUUCACUGGUUUCAAGUACGAAUCUGGUCGUAUCACUCUAGAUGUACGUUGCAGUUCAAUAAUUGAACCAUUUCUCCAUGAAAGCCAUCCACAUCCUUUAUACUACGAAGUCUUUAGUUCUAAGAGGGGUAAGAAAUGUUCUGCAUGUGACAGAACACAUGUCUUCAUAAGUACGUUGUGGUGUGAUGAGUGUGAGUUUCAGUUGGACUUCGGGUGUGCUACUUUGCCUAGAAAGGUAAUGAAUCAAAGGUACGACGAUCAUCCUCUCUACUUGUCUUACGGUGAAACUAAGGAAGAUGGUCAACUUUGGUGUGAGGUAUGUGAAACAAAAAUAAAUCCAAAUAAAUGGUCCUAUGCAUGUAAUCUUUGUGGGAUCACUUUGCAUGUCUCGUGUGUUGUGGGAGACUUCUCAUAUCACAUACCAGGGCACAUUUCGUUAGACGACUUCUCAAAAGGAGCAGUGGUACCCAACACUUCUAUUUGUAGAUCUCAUUGCUUCAGGUGUUCUUCAAGAUGCAAGCUUCCUUAUAUUCUUCAAGUUGAUGGCCGUUACUUUUGUUCUAUAAUAUGUGUAAACCCUCGCGAGUAUUGGAACAAUAAUCUAUAUAUAAAUUAA